Molecule: messenger RNA, 2363 nt
Organism: Portunus trituberculatus (swimming crab)
Lineage: Eukaryota; Metazoa; Arthropoda; Malacostraca; Decapoda; Portunidae
Gene: Taf8
Product: transcription initiation factor TFIID subunit 8-like
Exons: 6
Coding region: 8-829 (273 amino acids)
Biological process (GO): transcription initiation at RNA polymerase II promoter
Cellular component (GO): transcription factor TFIID complex
Molecular function (GO): protein heterodimerization activity
Source: RefSeq, a predicted model, not a curated record
CGUCAGCAUGGCCGCCGUGCCUCCUGCUCCGGGGGAGACACAGGGCACCCUGGAUCCCCGCAGGAAGACUCUGGCGGCUGCUGUGGCAGGCAUCCUGCAGGAGGCGGGGUUCCUGGCAUUUGAGAAGGCAGCCCUGGGCACCCUGACGGAGAUGCUGCAGAGCUUGCUGCGGGAGAUAGGCCGCAGCACUCGGGCAUACUCGGAGUUGGCCUAUCGUACGGAGCCAGUGGGUGCUGAUGUGGUGAUGGCGCUGGUGGACAUGGGCAUCACUCUAGAGGGCCUGCAGAUGUUCCGUUCGCGGCCCAACAGAGUGGUGAUCACGGCGCCCUCACAGCAGGUGGACCUCAAGCAACACAAUGUCCUGCAGGUCGGGGAUAAGAAGUCACACCCGGCACACAUCCCUGACCACCUGCCACCCUUCCCUGACACGCACACCUACUGCUUCUCCCACACGUACAAGCAGCCGGUGACAGAGUACGAGGCGAUCCGAGAGAAGGCCGCAGCACAGAAGAGGGACAUAGAGAGAGCGCUGACCAAGUUUGCCACCAAGACCAGAGACACACAGAAUCUUUUCCUCACUGAUGACAAGGAGUAUUUAUUGGUGGCAGUCGAGCCAAAUCCCAAGGCAUAUCUGGAUGCCCUGAUGCCACGGGACCAGGUCUUUGAGGAGGAGGAGGAGCACCACACCAAGAAGAAGAGAAGGAUAGUCACUGAAGAGAGUGACCCAGGACAGGAGAAAGAUAAGUUGAAUGAGUCACAGGAAGGGGAGCUGGACAACCCUUACCUGCGCCCUGUCAAGAUGCCACGGAAGGGCAAGGCCAAGAAGUGAGGUGUUGGGGUGACUAGUGAGAGGCUUGCAGGGCACCACCAACACCAGCCUGCCAUGAUCAAACACCACACCUCUCUUUUCUUGUCACUCAGAGGUAUUGGUGAGGUAAAAAGCAGCAUCCCUAGUAACAAGUAUAGACACCACCACUCUUCCUGCCACUCAGAGGAAUUGGUGAGGCAAAAAUAACCAUCCUUAGUUACAAGUGUGGCAAAGACUGGAAUGAAGAUGAGGAAAAGAAGACUAGGAAAUAUUGCAGCAUUAUUUUUGAUAUCUUGGUUCUUAAAAAAAUCUGAAGGCAAGGUCCCUAAUACCAGUAACAAGAUCAAGUAUGGCAAAGACUGGAAUGAGGAUGAGGAAAACAAGACUAAGAAAUGUUACAGCACUAUUUUUUAUCUCAUGACUCUCAAAAAAUUUAGAGGCAAGGCAGACAUAUCAAGAUAGAUAGAUAACAGCACAGAAGAUGGAGCAGAGUACCAAGAAAUGAGGCUGGCAAGACCAAACUUCAAAUCUUCCCUGUUAGUGAGGCAAGCUGAGGCCUCCCAAGUAACAGAUGAAGUAAAACAACAACUGUAGAAUGAUGAUAGAACCAGGAAUAGGAAAUGUUAAAGCACUGAAGAUCAUAAAACCAAGAAUAGGAAAUGCUCAAUCACUAAAUUUUCCAGUCAGUAUGUUUUCAAAAAGCCUGAAGAGUGAAGACCAGACAGAUACAUCAACAAGAGAUGUGGCUAAGAGGACAGACUAUAGAGCAGAGAAAAUGAGGAAGUUGUCAUCACUUGUUAUCAUCACCAAGAAAGACAUCAAUCACUGAACAUGGAGAAUAAGAGACAAUCCUGAGAAUGUUAAGAGCAAAGAAAAACAUGAAAAAAAAAAAAUAUGAAGACUUAACCCCUUCAGUACUGGGAUGUAUUUUUACCUUAAGAUUUGUGUACAAUUAGACCAUUUUGAUGACAUUAGGAAGGUUGUAUGGAGGUCAGAGGAUAAUUGGCCACAGUCUUCACUAUUUUAAUUCCAACAUAAAUUUGUGAAGCUGUAUCAAAUCAGCAAAUAGUCACCAGAAGGAAUUUGAAAACACGUACUGGUAGUGAAGGGGUUAAUGAAUAUAAAUACCAGGAUAAAAGUAAGAAUAUCAACUGAAAACAUGAAAAAGAAUUAAAAGGUUAAAGAAUUAAGAAGACCAGAAUAAGAUACUACAAACAUCAAGACAUGCCUGAGAAUGUUAAGAGCAAAGGAGAACAUGAGAAAAAUGGUGAAAAACUUAAUAACCAGAAUAAAACACAAACAAUAUCACUAGAAAAGUAAGCAUGGGAUUUGAUAACUUGAUAAAUGUAAAAGAAGUUGAUAUGGCAAGCAAAGAAUAGCAUACCUUCAUAGUACAAAUGGAGCAAACACAGACAUGCCAAGAUGCUGAAGGUAACACUGAAACCUGCAAAACAAGAGUAGCAUAGUGAGGGCUGGAUGGGUAUUGGGGGCUACACCUAAGACUGAUUUAUACAAGACUAAUAGAAAAAUAAAAAAAAAAUGGUACCACUUGUUA